This is a messenger RNA of Aaosphaeria arxii CBS 175.79, 7908 nucleotides long. RefSeq lists its product as uncharacterized. Gene Ontology annotation, molecular function: phosphopantetheine binding; 3-oxoacyl-[acyl-carrier-protein] synthase activity; fatty acid synthase activity. Gene Ontology annotation, biological process: fatty acid biosynthetic process; secondary metabolite biosynthetic process. The transcript has 6 exons. NCBI's taxonomy places the organism in Eukaryota, Fungi, Ascomycota, Dothideomycetes, Pleosporales. The record is from RefSeq and is a predicted model, not a curated record. Bases 1 to 7908 code for a protein of 2635 amino acids.
AUGGACAAUCUAUUUGUUAAUAACGAUACAUCGUUCGGGAACGAUCCACCGCUAUCGCAAUGCCCCGAACCGAUCGCAGUUGUGGGAAUGGGGUGUCGAUGGCCUGGUGGCGUCCACAACGAAUCCCAACUAUGGUCUAUGCUCCGUGAAAAGCGAUCAGGCUUUUCAGAGUUCAAAAGGGACCGAAUAAAUGUAGACGGUUUCUAUCAUCCGUCACAGAAUCACCCAGGUACUUUUCACAUGCGCGGCGGCUUCUGCCUCGAGGAAGACCCCCGUCUUUUUGACAACAACCUCUUUCACAUCAACGCCAUUGAAACACGUACAAUGGAUCCUGCACAGAGAAAGCUCCUAGAAGUAACAUACGAAGCUUUCGAGAAUGCAGGGGAGCCAUGGGAGAGUUUCGCUGGGUCGAAAACAGGUGUUUUUGUCGGCAACUUCAUGUCGGACCACCAGAACAUGCAGUUUCGCGACCCGGACAACUCAAUGCCUUAUGUCACGACGGGAGGUGACAUCGCCAUUCACAGUAAUCGUAUCAAUUAUGUUUUCAAUCUGAAGGGCCCAAGUCUGACGCUCGACACGGCGUGCUCAUCUGCAAUGUACGCGCUACACAUCGCCGUGUCGGGAAUACGCAAUGGUGAUUGUGAAGCUGCCAUCGUCGCCGGUAGCAAUCUGAUCUCGGACCCGGGUCCCCAAAUGUUUAUCACAAAACUCGGAGCACUCUCGCCAACUUCUAUUAGUCAUACAUUCGACGCUGCAGCGGAUGGGUAUGCGAGAGGAGAGGGCGUUGGUGCACUGUAUAUCAUGCCGCUGAGUCGGGCGGUAGCUGGAUCGUAUCCGAUAAGAGCAGUGAUUAGGGGCACUGCUAUCAAUGCUAACGGCCAAUCCGAAGGAAUUUCAUAUCCAAGUCCUGCAGGGCAAGAGGCCGUUAUCCGGCAAGCCUAUCGCAAUGCAGGAGGGUUGGAUCCCGCACUCACGGGUUACUUCGAGGCACAUGGUACUGGAACACCAGUUGGUGAUCCAAUCGAAGUCAGCGCAAUAGGGCGAGUGUUCUCUAAAUACAGAGAGGAUAACAACCCACUGCUGAUUGGCUCAAUAAAACCCAAUCUUGGCCAUAGUGAGUCUGCCAGCGCCAUAGCCAGCAUUAUGAAGGUUGUUCUCGCGAUGGAGAAGGGAGAGAUCCCACCGACUCGGGGAAUAACCAAAUUCAAUCCGAAGAUUGACUUCAAGACUUCGAGAACGAAGGUCGUUACUGAUAUGACACCUUGGCCGCUAAUGCCGAUUCGCAGAGCGUCGGUGAAUAGCUUUGGGUAUGGCGGAGCAAAUGCACACGUUAUUCUGGAUCAUGUUGAGAAUAUACUGCCCGGAUAUAACAGGCGGGGGAGAACCUCCCCGACCUACCCAAUUGUUCCCUUGAUCGCCCAACCACACGAACCCCAAACUCUCUCCAUAUCAACUUUUUUGUCUUCGCCGCUGCGAUCUAUUCAAGGUAGUAAUCGAUCCAGCAUUUCAUUCCAUACAUCCUCUUCAAACGACAAUGAGCUUGAGACAAGCGGAUCUGAACUCUCCGAGUCAGUUUCGCUCCAUAAAGAGAAUACAUCGGCCAACAUGUCACCCAAACGUCUCGUUCUCCUCCCCUUCUCGGCAAACGAUGACAACGCUUUGAAGAAAAUCAUUCAGGCAGUUGGCCGUGAAGCAGGCGAUUACGAUAUUCGCCAUCUAGCCCACACGCUUUCACGUCGCCGAUCAAAGUUCUCGCAGCGCGCUUUCAUCAUAUCGCCCUCGGACACUGUCCCCAAUUUCCUCCAAUCAGCCACAAUUGCCUCCGUGAAGUGCCAGCGCGAUCCAGCCACCAAUAUUGGGUUUGUCUUCACGGGUCAAGGUGCGCAAUGGCCGUCAAUGAGUCGUGGUCUCCUCAACGAAUACCCUGUAUUCCAAUCGUCAAUUCGUUACCAAGAUCAAGUCCUCGCGCGGCUAUCAAAAAGACCACCUUGGUCCAUAGAAGAUAUCUUGAUAGACAAACAUUCAGCGCAUCUUAUUCACGAGCCGAUGGUUUCGCAAACUGUGUGUACUGCGGUCCAAGUCGCAUUGGUCGAAUUGCUUACCUCGUGGGGUAUUGUGCCCGCCGCCACGGUAGGCCAUUCCUCUGGUGAAAUUGCGGCAGCGUAUGCUGGAGGACGCCUUACGGUCGCCGAGGCUAUUACGCUUGCCUAUUUUAGAGGUUACACUGUUAGCAAGAAUGAACGAAAAGGAAGUAUGCUUGCUGUGGGAUUGAACUCGACGGAAGUGAAACCUUAUCUCGUUGGUCUCGAGACAGAGAUCACGAUCGCAGCUAGUAACUCGCCAAAGAGUGUUACGAUCUCGGGCGAAAUAGCGGCAAUUGAGAGUAUUGCAGUGCAGCUCACGAAUGAAGGAAUCUUUAAUAGGGUUCUUAAAACCGGGGGCAAUGCGUACCAUUCGCACCAUAUGCAAGCACUCGGCAAGAUGUACGAAAACGAUGCUCUGGAAGGGCUAGAGGAGAUCUCCGACCUGAUCGAUGCCACAAAGAGGCGAACAUGCACCCGUUGGGUUUCUUCGGUGUAUCCCGAAAGGGUCACGACCGAGAUCGAGGUGGCACCAUCAUACUGGCGAGCGAACCUUGAAUCGCCAGUGCUUUUCGACACCGCCAUCGAGCAGCUUCUCAGCCAGGACGCAGAUGAUAUAGACAUUCUGAUCGAAAUCGGUCCUCAUCCCGCCCUCGCUGGCCCAAUCAAACAAAUCUCCCAAGCAGCCAAAGCGCGUGGAUCGAGAGUCCCAAUGUACUUAGGUUCGCUGAAUCGCACCAAAGACGAUCUCGAGAGCAUUCUCAAACUUGGUGGCAAUCUCUUCACCUGCAACUGUCCAGUCAAUAUCGACGCCGUGAACGGGUUCUCAGAUCCCAUCACCAAUUCGGGUGAGCGACCUCCAGUAUGCAUCAAUCUUCCAAACUACAAGUACAAUUACGGAGCGAUCUUGUUCCAUGAGAAUAGACUGAACAAGGAAUGGCGACUCCGUAAACACCCACGCCACGAUCUACUCGGCUCGCGCCAGUUGGGAGGCACUUCUUUCUGCCCUUCCUGGAGAAACAUGUUCCGCCUCCGCGAUGUUCCCUGGCUUGGUGACCAUAGAUUGAUCCCGAAAGCCAUUUUCCCGGCAGUAGGAUUUGUGGCCAUGGCCAUAGAGGCAGCGUCCCAAAGUUACACUGAGACGGCCGAAGUGAACACCAUCGCUGGGUAUACCCUCCGCAACGUUUCCGUGAGCUCAACGCUCGAAAUUCCCGACACGGAGGUGGGGACAGAUGUAGUGACAAAUCUUCAGAAGAUAAAUACACCUAAUGGCAUUUCAGAGAACUGGUAUGAGUUUAAGAUCAGCUCGCUCAACACAGAGACAAAGUCCUGGGUCGAGCAUUGCACUGGUCUUGUCAAGAUCGAAGCGACAUCUGACCUAAACAGCGACAACUUCGCCGAGAACGAAGAAAACUGGCGAGCAGUUAAUAUCAAAGACUGGUACACUCGGUUCGCUACCCUCGGCCUUGAGUAUGGGCCUUCCUUCCAAGCUCUUUCGAAUCUCAAAGCAGCUCCCAGUCGCGCAGCCGCGAACAUCUCGCUUGCUCCGACAAGUGAAGCCAAUAUCGUCGCUGAAUCCGGCUACACAAUUCAUCCCACAAGUCUGGAUAAUUGUCUCCAGCUCGCCAACAUAGCGGCAUAUAGCGGCAACGUCGCCCUGGCGAAGCAAGCAUAUAUCCCCGUCAUGUUCAACGAUCUGACCAUUUGGAAUAGAAGUGGCGCAGAUCUCAGUGAGCCAGGGUAUGCGGUGGCAGAAGGUGAACUGCGUGGUAGUCGUGGCAUGUACUCACGCGCGCAAAUAUUCACUUCCUCAGGCGAGCUUCUGGUCGAUAUGAACUACUUCCGAGGUAUCUCGUAUGAUGGGAUUCCAUUUGUGAGUGAGGAUGCGAAAGAAAGGCCACGCGAUCCGUUCAGUAGACUUUUAUGGAAACCGGACAUCGGUACCUUGAGUAGCGAGAAAGCGAGGGAGAUGUUUCCAAAAAGAAAUGCCGUAUCUACGGAAGAGGACAAGGUACUGGCCGAGAAGAUGGAUCUUUUGUUCGCAUAUUUAGUUGCCAGUAUCUUCACACAAUACCGGGACGUGAAGUUUGACAGCGAACGAGUUCAUUUGCAGCACUUCAUGGACUGGAUCGGUCGGGAAUACGCACGAGCGGAGGAGGGGGCAAUGUCUUUCGGCCUUGAGGCGAUUGCAGCAUCUUCAGACACGCGUUCCAGUAUCAUCGACGCCUACUUCGUAGAGCUCGACAGCAUAGCCGAAAUCAAGCUGAUCCGUCGAGUAUACGAGAACAUCGCGACCAUACUCACUGGUGAAACCACGGGACUAGAACUCGCUCUCAAAGAUGACUUACUCAGCGACCUGUACAAGUUCGGACGUGGCAUUUCCCCUGCGUAUUUUCCGGUGCAGAAUAUAAUUGACUUGCUAGCACAUAAGAACCCGCGAAUGAACAUUCUGGAGGUCGGCGCUGGCACAGGUGGCGCUACUGGGCACAUCGCAAACGCACUUGAAGCCGAGAGUGCAUUCAAACGCUUCAACGAGUAUACAUUUACUGAUCUUACACCCACGUUUUUGUCAGCUGCUGAGCACAACUUCGCUAGUUGUAGAGGGAUGAAAUAUUCGGUGCUAAACAUCGAACUGGAUCCAUUAGAGCAAGGCUUCGCCGCUGGAGAGUACGAUCUCAUCAUCGCUUCACAAGUGCUGCAUGCAACCAGCAAUCUAGCGAAUACGCUCCAGAAUGUACGAACGCUAUUGAGACCUAGUGGUAAAUUGCUACUUGUCGAAUUCACCAGGACACACCCAGUAUCAACUUUUGCACUCGGCACCUUUCCAUAUUAUUGGAAUGGAAUCGAGGAUGGGCGUCCUAAUGGACCGCUUGCACAAAGCGAUCGAUGGGCCAAAGAAUUGCGAGGAAGUGGUUUCUCAGGGAUUGACAUCAUGCUCGGCGAUGAGGAUACUGGCCUGGAGUGUGCUUCGAUCAUGGUCUCAACGGCGGUUGAGCGGGAAGCCAUCAUUUCCCCGAUUGAUGUUCCCAAAUCUCGAAACACUGAAGUCUUUGUUGUUACACUUGGCGAGCCGGGUGACUUUGCCCGUCAUGUUGCUGCGCAAUUACGUAUUGCCGGCAUAGAGCGGACUCAAUUCAUCUCUGCCCUCAAAAGUGAGAACGAAGUGCCGAGGAACUCUCGCAUCAUUUCUCUGGUCGACCUAGAGAAAGUGGCUGCCCUCUUCGAAGAUGAACUGCUCUUCAACAACAUCAAGACAAUGAUCUCACACGCAUCAUCCAUCCUAUGGGUAUCCUCCGGGGACAUAAUUCAAUCAUCGAAUCCAGCUGCGGGCUUAACCACUGGCCUUCUAAAGACUGUUUCGCGAGAGAUGCCGCACCUAAGACUUGCGCAAUUCAAUCUCGGCGCAGAUUUCGAUGGCUCAAACCAGUUCGCCCACCAAGUCGCGACGCGAGAGCACAAACUCGUCACUGACCCUGCGACCAAGGCCGACGACAUCGAGAUUCUCCACGAUGGAUGCAUUCACAUCAGCCGACUGGCUCCAGAUACAGAACUUAACACUGCCUACAAGAUCCAACAAGACCUCGACACUGAGCCUCGUGUCCGACGUCUCGGCGAUCUGGGCCCCGUGAAAGUCACCACCACCCGUCCCGGUAUCUUGAGCACGUUGCAGUUCGAAGAAGACGGUGAUAUGCUAGGUCCGCUCCCUGAAGACUGGAUCGAGAUUCGCUCCGAAGCCAUCGACGUCAACGUCAAAGACAUCGCCGUCGCAACGGGCCGCUUCGAUCUCAACACUUACAGCACAGCCUGCUGCGGUACUGUGUCCAAAAUCGGCUCCAAAGUUUCCCAUCUCGAGAUCGGGGAUCGCGUUUGCGGAUUCGCGCCGGGCAACUUUGGCAAUUAUGUGCGCGUGCCGGCAGUUUAUCUGCAGAAGAUGGAGAAGGGUGAUGACCCCGCUGAGCUCGCGAGUCUGCCAAUCAGCUAUAUGACGGCGCUAUAUUCUCUGAAGCACUUGGCUCGUGUGGAAAAGCGCGAAAGUGUCCUCAUACAGUCGGCUGCCGGGGCGCUAGGUCUUGCGACUUUGAGGAUUGCUCAACAUCUCGGCGCGGAUGUGUACGUCACGGUUGGCAAUGAAGACAAGAUUACGAUGCUAGAGCGCGAGUUUGGCAUUCCGCGCGAUCGAAUCUUCUCAUCGAGAGACUUGGAAACGCCAAAGAAGAUCUGGCAGGCGACGGGGAGGACAGGUAUCGAUGUGAUUGUCUGCUCGACGACGAGUGGGCAGCAGAUGCAAGAGUUUUGGCGAUGCAUCGCACCGCUUGGGAGAUUCAUUGAGGUCGGGAGGUUGGAUGCAUUGAAUCAUGGGAAGCUGCCUAUGGAAGUGUUUAAGCGGAAUGCGACGUUUUCGUCGUUUGAUAUUGCCUUGCUGAGUAGACAGAAGCCUAAGCUUGGUGCUGCUCUGAUGACUGAAGUAGCUCAACUGUAUCGUGAGGGUGUCGUCAGGCCGAUCGAUUACAUUACGAAGUUUGACGUCUCCGAGCUCCAACAGGCGAUGAUGCACAUGUCGAAAGGUACCCAUGUUGGCAAGGUAGUCAUAACUUACGACGAUCCAGAUUCACUACUCAAAGUAGCACCCUCAUCGACCCGCGCAGCCUUUGACUCAAAUGCCACAUACAUCUUGGUUGGGUGCGUCGCAGGUGUGGGCAAGUCGAUCAACAACUGGAUGAUCGAACGCGGCGCGAGACAUAUUGUCCAUCUCACUCGUUCUGGUCCAGAAUCUGCGGAAGCCAAAGACCUGAUAGCAACUGCGUCCGAAACACCUGGCCUAGAAAUUGACGUCCUUGAAUGCGAUGCGACAAUUAAAUCCGAAGUCGAAGCUACCAUUGCGCACAUUACCACUGCCAACCGACCCAUCAAAGGCAUACUUCACGCGGCAGCUGUAUUCGAAGACGUCAGCUUCAACCAACUACAUUUCACUCAACUGCAGAAAGUUAUAAACCCCAAAGUAACCGGCACCAUCAAUCUCCACGAAGCGACACUGGAUCAACCACUCGAUUUCUUCACGAUGACGAGCUCCAUCGUCUCCGUCAUCGGCACUGCCACCCAGGCCAGCUACAGCGCCGCGAACAGUUUCCAGGACGCCUUCGCGCGCUUCCGUCUCGCACAAGGUCAGCCUGCUCAAUCUCUUGCCCUAGGAAUGAUUCUGGACGUUGGUUUUGCCAGCAGGCGCGAGGACAUCCAGCGCUCGUUGUUGCGAAAUGGUGUGUACGGUACUUCAGAGCCGGACUUUGUCCAACUUCUUGAUGCGGCAUUCACUGCUCCGCCAAAACGCUCAAGCGAUCACCUUGAUUCUAUGUCAGGCGCACACUUGCUUGCAGGUCUUGAGCCUAGCAAGAUUUACGAAGCCGAUAAGAAAGCCGUUGGAGCCGAUUUCGCAUGGUCAUCUGAUCCGCGGUUUGGGCGCGUUAUUCAGGCAAUCGAAGAUCAUCACGCUCUCCUUCAGAGUGCCAAUUUUUCGAACGGAUAUCCACACACGUCAUCGGCUGCUCCUGCGCUCAGUCAGCUGUUCUCUCUCGUGCAGAAAGUGAAGGUUCUCGCGGAAGGUUCGGUGGCGGAGCGUCUUUCAAAAUUGUUAUUUGUUUCUCUCGAUGACGUUGACGUCUCGAGAGAUAUGGCGAGCUAUGGUAUUGAUAGUAUGAUUUCGGCUGAAUUGAGGAAUUGGUUGUUCAAGACGUUUGGGUUGGAUAUUAGCUUUGUAGAAUUGGUCACAAAGGGGAUGGCAGUGAGAGGGUUAGCGGAAAGGAUGGUUGGGAAAUUGGUGGAAUCGACAUGA